Molecule: messenger RNA, 1059 nt
Organism: Dermatophagoides pteronyssinus (European house dust mite)
Lineage: Eukaryota; Metazoa; Arthropoda; Arachnida; Sarcoptiformes; Pyroglyphidae
Source: RefSeq, a predicted model, not a curated record
AAAAAUUUUGAAAAAUUAUUCUAUGAACAUAUAUUCAGUUUAUUUUAUUAUAAUCGUUUAAUAUUGGAAAAAUGGCCAAAUUUAUUUACAAUCAAUUAUAAUGGUAAUAAUAAUAAUAAGGAAAAAAUUUUCAAUCAAAAAAUUCAACGACCAUUUUUACAUGUAAUUUUACCCGGUUUAAUAACAACAUUAUUCGCUAUAACAUUAUUAAUCUAUGUUUGUCAACCUGUUUGGUGUGAAAAUUAUAAUUUUUGGUUAUUACAUAAUUUUGUACCGGAAAAUUGUAAAAUUUAUUCAUUAAUUGUUGGUAUGACAUGGUCAUGGAUACAUUUUUUACAAAUGUUUUUCGGUUAUCGUCAACGAUUAAAAUAUUUUCGUUUCCUAAUCAUAUUGAAUUUGAAUCAAUUAAAUGGACUUAAUGAACAUGAUCGUUAUAAAUUACGUUUAUUUAUGGAAAUAAUAUUCAUUGGUUUAAAAAUAGUAAGUCAUAUUAUAUCGAUUGGUGCAUAUUUAGCAAUGACCGUACAGGUAUUCAAUAAAUCAUUAUGGAAUAUAUCAAUUUUAUGGUUAUUAUUUUGGAUGAUUAUCUAUAUAUUUUGGCCAUAUUAUAUAUGUUCAGCAUUAUAUAUGUUUCCGGCAUUUAUACUUCCAAUUCAUUAUUAUAUUGAAUUGAAACAAAAAUCAAUUAAUCGAAAAAUUUUUCAAUUAAAAUAUUCAACACAAACAAAACAACGAUUCGGAAGAAUUCCACAAAAAAUUAUCCGAGAUUUUUUGCAAUUAAAUCAAAAAAAAAUGCAAAAUAGUGAUGAAAUUGUUGAUAUUGAUAUACAAUCAAGACGUUUAUUGACAAUAUUGUUUGUUGGAUUUAGUAUAUUAAUUACAUAUAUAACAUAUUUAAUAUUUUUUGCAAAAUUAACAUUUGUUUAUCGUUUAUUAUUCAUUGUUGUUUAUUUGGGUCAUUCAUUUACAUUAUUAUCAAUGAUUUAUAGUAGUUCAAAAAUUGUAACAAAAAAUGAACAAUUUCAUCGAUUAAAUCGAAAAUGUUUAGAUAAUUUUUAU